AUGGAAUACGGAAUUUUAUUUAUGUUUUUCAUAACCGUAGCAAGUUUUAACUAUAUACCAGAAAUAGAAAUAAAUAUAAGUGAUACUCCUAAACUACGAUGGAAAAAAGCUGUUAGAACAAUCCUUAAUCUAUAUGGAUAUGAUAAUUCUUUUGGCCCAGUUUUUGAAUUCCAUAAUAAAAAUACAUUCUAUAUACUAUAACCAUAAGACUAUAUAACAAUAGCUUAGGCAAUAAGAACACAUUACCCUGAAUACUCAUUAGAAAUAGAUGGAAUUGUAGAGGAAUUUAAUAGAAAUGAAAUAACUUUUGAAUAUUUAUCUGUCUGGGCAUAUUUUGAUGAAAUAGCACAUAUUUCAAGUGAUCUCAAUUAAAGCACAGGAGUUUUAUUAUCAGUUGCUGAUUAAAUUAUACAUGGAAGAAAUAUGGAUUAAGCUCCAGGUUAAGCAAGAAAUAUAACUCUACAUUUGAUCAUUAAAUAGGAUGGAAAGUAUUUAGGUGAAUCAGUUGAAUAGUUUUGGUUUAAAGUAGGAUUCAGUACUUUACUUAAAUAUAAUACUGCAUCACUCUAAUUUAAUUAGAGAUAAGGUGAUCCUUUAACUAAAGAUUAACUCUUAAUAUUUAUUUAAUCAGGAGUACCUUCUUUAGGUUGGACUUAUAGAUAUGUUUUACAAAAUGAUAAUUUAAACACAUUUAAUAGAGUUGUCACCUAUCUUGAAUAAAAUCAAGUAGCUUGUUCACUUUAUAAUAUUAUUGGAGGAACUAGUAGAAAUCAGGGAGUGAUUAUCUCUAGAGAUCCAUUUGAUAUGUAUCCAACAAUUAGUUUAAAUACAUCUAUCCUGGGACAAACCUAUUAUUAAUACUUAGUAUAAACUAAUUAUGAUCAUUGGUUAACUGAUCCUUUCAAUGAUCAAAGACGAACAAUUGCUGAAAAUUUGUUGGCUUAGUUGUAAAAUAAUCUAUGGAAUGAAUUUGGAGUUUUUACUGUUAUGGAUACUUUUCCAAUCCAUAAUGAAUCUACUUUCUAUACUAUUAUAAUGAAUGCUAAAUAUAAUAGAUUGAUAGCUUUUGGAUAAUCUAGUAUAACCUAAGUUGAAAAUUGA
Messenger RNA from Paramecium sonneborni, 1101 nucleotides. The record is from the annotation of a GenBank genome assembly. Lineage: Eukaryota; Ciliophora; Oligohymenophorea; Peniculida; Parameciidae.